Molecule: messenger RNA, 2750 nt
Organism: Elephantulus edwardii (Cape elephant shrew)
Lineage: Eukaryota; Metazoa; Chordata; Mammalia; Macroscelidea; Macroscelididae
Gene: SS18
Product: synovial sarcoma translocation, chromosome 18
Exons: 10
Coding region: 84-1247 (387 amino acids)
Biological process (GO): positive regulation of transcription by RNA polymerase II
Cellular component (GO): nucleus
Molecular function (GO): transcription coactivator activity
Source: RefSeq, a predicted model, not a curated record
AGCCCGGGUGGCCGGCGUCUCUUCCCCAGCUCGCGGUUCCCCCGUAACGCUCGGGACUUGCCGAGAGUGGGGACGCCGGCAACAUGUCUGUGGCCUUCGCAGCCCCGAGGCAGCGAGGCAAAGGAGAGAUCACUCCGGCCGCGAUUCAGAAGAUGUUGGAUGAAAAUAACCAUCUUAUACAGUGUAUAAUGGACUAUCAAAAUAAAGGAAAGACCUCAGAGUGUUCUCAGUAUCAGCAAAUGUUGCAUACAAACUUGGUGUACCUUGCUACGAUAGCAGAUUCUAAUCAAAAUAUGCAGUCCCUUUUACCAGCACCACCCACACAGAAUAUGCCUAUGGGUCUUGGAGGGAUGAAUCAAAGCGGUCCUCCCCCACCUCCGCGCUCUCACAACAUGUCUUCAGAUGGAAUUGUAGGUGGGGGUCCUCCUGCACCACACAUGCAGAACCAGAUGAACGGCCAGAUGCCUGGGCCUAACCAUAUGCCUAUGCAGGGACCUGGACCCAAUCAACUCAAUAUGACGAAUAGUUCCAUGAACAUGCCUUCCAGUAGCCACGGAUCCAUGGGUGGUUAUAACCAUUCCGUGUCAUCGUCACAGAGCAUGCCAGUGCAGAACCAGAUGACGAUGAGUCAAGGACAGCCAAUGGGAAACUACGGCCCCAGACCAAACAUGAACAUGCAGCCAAACCAAGGCCCAAUGAUGCAUCAACAGCCUCCUUCACAACAGUAUAAUAUGCCACAGGGAGGUGGGCAGCAUUACCAGGGACAGCAGCCUCCAAUGGGAAUGAUGGGUCAAGUUAAUCAAGGCAAUCACAUGAUGGGUCAGAGGCAGAUUCCUCCUUAUAGACCACCUCAACAGGGCCCACCACAGCAGUACUCAGGCCAGGAAGACUAUUAUGGGGACCAAUACAGUCAUGGUGGACAAGGUCCUCCAGAAGGCAUGAACCAGCAAUAUUACCCUGAUGGAAAUUCUCAGUAUGGCCAACAGCAGGAUGCUUAUCAAGGACCACCACCACAGCAGGGAUACCCCCCGCAGCAGCAGCAGUACCCGGGGCAGCAGGCCUAUCCAGGGCAGCAGCAGGGCUAUGGGCCUUCACAAGGUGGUCCAGGUCCUCAGUAUCCCAACUACUCGCAGGGACAGGGUCAGCAGUAUGGGGGGUACAGACCAACACAGCCUGGACCACCACAGGCACCUCAACAGAGGCCUUAUGGAUAUGACCAGGGACAGUAUGGAAAUUACCAGCAAUGAAAAAGUCCUUACAUUCCAGUAGCCAAUACCUGCUAGCAGCCAUAUUGUCGCCUCAGCACUGUGGAACCUCCCUGUGAAGAGAUCCUUUCAUUCCAUCUAGUUUUUGGAAAAACUUUGUGAAUAAGUGACUGUUUCUUCAGUAAGCAGCCUUUGUGCUUAGUUGUAAAAAGCUUUAGUAGCUCAAAAAUACUUUUGAUUUCACAUUUCUACUCUAGAUGGCAACAUUGGACAGAAAAUACAAUGAUACAACCAAUUCACAAUGAUCUCGGAACUGUUUCAAACAGACUGUUACAGACUGAAAGGUGUGAACAGCUUUGUAUGCUUAUGAAGGUUAAGGGAAUUUAAUACUUUUCCACAGAUUCUUUUGUAAGGGGAAGAGGGAAAUGUACACUUUUUACAGCAGCAAUAUUUUGUAUAUUAUGUUUAUUUCAUGUGAAUAUGCAAGGUAGUACACUACUCAAAGGGCAGAAUUGGUAAUCCUCUGUUAUGUGGAUUGAAGCAUGGUAGAUGCUUGAUUGUGUUGGUCUCAAAAUGGUGUACUGUAAAGGUAAAGUUGAGGGAGAUGACAAAGCACACCGCGUGUCCACUGAUAGGUUCUCACAGGGGAAACACAAGGGCACUGUGAUAGCGUGGAGUAAAAGGACCGUUUUUUUAGAAGCCUUCAAUUUUUGUGGAUCCAAACCUUUUUUAUAAAGCUCAUUUAUAAUACAGUUUUAAAAUGUAAGGCAAUAAUUAAUUACUUCAUGUUGGAUCUGACGAAUCUUUGGUAACAGUUUCAUGUAAAUGAACAUGGUAAUCCUCCCCUACAUAGCAAUAACUGAAAAUGGAAGUAUUACUUUUACUUUAAGUAAUCAGGGAAUUUAGUAAGUCAUAUCAAAGAAUUUUAUAAAUCCUAUCAAAGAAGAGUCAAUGUUCUAGUAAUUUUAUUUUUUAACGGUACAAAGAUCAUUGGUUUAUAUAUUUCAGGAGACUUUACAAACCUUGAUUUCAACUUUGUUAACUUGAACAAUGCUGUUUAUAGAAGAACACUUUUAUGCUUUUUCCUUUUUUUUAUGUUGGUGCAUAUAAAACAGAUGUUGAUGAGGUUUUAUUCUAAUUUGUAUUAAAAGUGUAGAAGUUGCAUGCCAGAUCACCUGGUUUAUUAUUAGCAUGGUUUAAUCAUUAUUUGAGACUCCUGUGCCUGAUUAUUUUACCUAAAUUCAGGGAUACUCUAUUGGGCAGGAAAGCAUGCAUAUAGAGUUUGUAACCAGAAUUAUUUCGGCAUAAUCUGAGAGCACCUAGCCCAAAGGUAAGUUGCUAUUUUCAUCACAGUUGCCUAUGUCCAGGGAAUAAGAUAGUCUUUAUAAUUGAAUUGGGUUCCCCCCCAAAGAGUACCAUAAAUUUGAAUAGGUGACAUGUACUGUUCUUACUGUAUUGUAAUAAAAAAAAGGAAUUUCUGUGUGUCUGAGAGAAUGAAAGAGAGAGAGAGAGAGAGAGAACGUGCGUUAAGAUCAGAAUAGUUUU